AUGGCGGAGGAGGAAGUGAGCAACAAGCAGAUAAUUCUGAAGGACUACGUGAAUGGAUUUCCCAAAGAGUCCGAUAUGAUUUUCAAGACGACUACUGUCAAAUUUAAAGUUCCAGAAGGUUCGAACGCUAUUCUGGUGAAGAAUCUCUACCUUUCUUGUGAUCCCGCCAUGCGAUUUCGCAUGAGGAAGACGGAAGGGAGCUACGUCGAUUCCUUCGUUCCUGGUUCUCCUAUAACUGGACAUGGAGUGGCUAAAGUGUUGGAUUCUGGGCAUCCAAAUUUCAAAAAAGGUGACUUGGUUUGGGGAAGAAGUGUUGGAUGGGAAGAGUACAGUCUCAUUACAGAUCCAGAGACUUUUUUUAAAAUUGGAUGUACCAAUGUGCCACUUUCCUACUAUACUGGAAUCCUUGGGAUGCCUGGCAUGACUGCUUAUGCUGGCUUUUAUGAGGUUUGCUCUCCUAAGGAAGGAGAGUUUAUCUUCAUUUCUGCUGCAUCGGGAGCAGUUGGUCAACUUGUUGGGCAGUUUGCAAAGUUGAUGGGCUGCUAUGUUGUUGGAAGUGCUGGAACCAAACAAAAGAUUGAUCUGUUGAAGAAUAAAUUUGGGUUUGACGAGGCUUUUAACUAUAAAGAGGAGCACGACCUAGACGCAGCUUUGAAAAGAUACUUUCCCAAGGGCAUCGAUAUCUAUUUCGAGAAUGUUGGUGGAAAAAUGCUUGAUGCGGUACUCCUGAACAUGAGACUCAAUGGUCGCAUUGCAGUCUGUGGGAUGAUCUCACAGUACAAUCUUGAACAGUUUGAAGGAAUUCACAACUUGGUCUUCCUUAUCAUAAAACGAAUUCGUAUGGAAGGAUUCAUAGUUUUUGAUUAUUAUCACCUCUAUCCGAAGUUCCUGGACAUGGUUCUACCUUACAUAAAAGAGGGCAAGAUUGACUACGUGGAAGAUAUAGUUGAAGGCCUUGAAAGCGCCCCGACAGCUUUGGUUGGGCUCUUCUCUGGUCGCAAUGUUGGGAAACAGGUGGUGGUUGUUGCUCAUGAAUGAUGC
This is a messenger RNA of Ilex paraguariensis (yerba mate), 1041 nucleotides long. NCBI's taxonomy places the organism in Eukaryota, Viridiplantae, Streptophyta, Magnoliopsida, Aquifoliales, Aquifoliaceae. The record is from the annotation of a GenBank genome assembly.